Molecule: messenger RNA, 2103 nt
Organism: Eruca vesicaria subsp. sativa (arugula)
Lineage: Eukaryota; Viridiplantae; Streptophyta; Magnoliopsida; Brassicales; Brassicaceae
Source: the annotation of a GenBank genome assembly
CGACAAGAGACGCACGCAUUGUUUAUGGCCAAGUGUUUGGUUAGGCUUCUUUCCUUUGACUUUUAGUCAAAACCUAAAAAGAUAUUUAUUUCUUGUAAGAAAGAGAAAAUUCGUUGCCGUCGGAAAAGAAAAGUCACCGGCUUCGUCGCUCUCGAAUUUCGUGGUAUCCAUUGCUAAAAGUAUAUCCCUUUGUCUCCUCUCUCAACUCUCUAGAAAACUCCGCCGAGUCCAAAACUCACCGAAAAAAAUGACUCUCCGGCGAGGAGGAUCCGUCACCGUUACUCUCUUCCUCUACUUACUAAUCUCCUCCCACUCUCUCGAUCUCAACCACUUCCCCAAAAAAAAACACAAGAUCGAAGGACCAAUCAAGACCAUAGUCGUCAUAGUCAUGGAGAAUCGCUCCUUCGACCACAUCCUCGGCUGGCUCAAACAAACCCGACCCGAAAUCGACGGAUUAACCGGAACAGAGUCAAACCCCCUCAACGUCUCCGAUCCAAACUCCCAAAAAAUCUACGUCUCAAACGACGCCGUUUUCGUCGACAUGGAUCCAGGCCACUCGUUCCAAGCCAUCCGUGAACAGAUAUUCGGAUCCAACGACACAUCCGGCGACCCGAAAAUGAACGGGUUCGCUCAGGAAGCCGAGAGCAUGGAGCCAGGGAUGGCUAAAAACGUCAUGAGCGGGUUUAAACCGGAAGUUUUACCGGUUUACACAGAGUUAGCUAACCAAUUCGGUAUAUUCGACCGUUGGUUCGCUUCGGUUCCAACUUCCACUCAACCGAACCGGUUCUACGUCCACUCAGCUACUUCCCACGGAUGCUCAAGCAACGUCAAAAAGGAUCUCAUCAGAGGCUUUCCUCAGAAAACAAUCUUUGACUCGUUAGAAGAGAACGGACUCAGCUUCGGGAUAUAUUACCAAAAUAUCCCCGCAACGUUCUUCUUUAAAUCUCUCCGGAGGAUUAAACAUUUGUUGAAGUUUCAUAGCUACGCGCUUAAGUUCAAGCUCCACGCGAAGCUAGGGAAGCUUCCUAACUAUUCUGUUAUCGAGCAGAGGUAUUUCGAUAUUGAUCUUUUUCCGGCGAAUGAUGAUCAUCCGUCGCAUGACGUGGCGGCGGGGCAGAGGUUUGUUAAGGAAGUGUACGAGACGUUGAGGAGUAGUCCUCAGUGGGAAGAGAUGGCUUUGGUUAUUACUUAUGAUGAACACGGUGGGUUUUAUGAUCAUGUUCCUACUCCGGUUAAAGGUGUACCGAAUCCUGAUGGGAUUAUUGGACCGGACCCGUUUUAUUUCGGGUUUGAUCGGUUGGGUGUGAGGGUUCCUACUUUUGUUAUCUCUCCUUGGAUUGAGAAGGGUACUGUGAUACAUGAACCUGAUGGUCCUACACCAAGUUCACAGUUUGAGCAUUCUUCUAUACCAGCAACUGUGAAGAAACUCUUUAAUCUGAAGUCUCAUUUCCUUACCAAGAGAGAUGCAUGGGCUGGUACAUUUGAGAAAUACUUUCGUAUCCGAGACUCUCCUCGCAAAGAUUGUCCAGAGAAACUAGCAGAAGUUGAAAGAUCACUAAGGCCAUGGGGAGCAAAAGAAGACUCAAAGCUUUCAGAAUUUCAGGUUGAGCUGAUCCAGCUCGCUUCUCAACUCGUUGGAGAUCAUCUCCUAAACUCUUAUCCAGACAUUGGGAAAAACAUGACAGUAAAAGAAGGAAACAAAUACGCAGAGGAUGCUGUUCAGAAGUUUUUAGAGGCUGGGAAGGCUGCACUGGAAGCAGGAGCAGACGAAAACACUAUAGUCACUAUGAGGCCGUCUCUGACUACCAGGACCAGUCCCAGUGAUGGUACCAACAAGCAUAUUGGAAGCUAUUGAAAAAUCAAUAAAUAAAGUAAUGAAUGAUAUGUAAAUACAUGUGGCCACCACCUCUCUGUUCCCACUUACUUUAGAUGCAUUAUGAUGUGGAAAAGUAUAUACUUCGUAUGUAAUGUGAUGGUCCUAAUGGAUCAAAGGACUUGGUAACGUUAUGUUGCUCCUGACCUCCAUCUCCUUAGUAGGAAUAAGAUGGAGAGUUCUUGUAUAAUACUAAUACAUAUACUAAUCCAAGAUUAGAUUAAAAAAAC